Molecule: messenger RNA, 786 nt
Organism: Penaeus monodon (black tiger shrimp)
Lineage: Eukaryota; Metazoa; Arthropoda; Malacostraca; Decapoda; Penaeidae
Exons: 2
Coding region: 1-786 (261 amino acids)
Molecular function (GO): nucleic acid binding
Source: RefSeq, a predicted model, not a curated record
AUGGCUUAUCGUGCGCCUCUUGCUGCUGCACCACAGGUCAGCUACCCGCUGGAAAGGGUAUCUGCAGACCUCAUGGAACUUGAAGUGACCUCGCAAGCUAAUAGGAUGAUUAAACGCACCAAUGGAGUGGUGAAAAACGCCUUGGCAACACUUCUGGAGGCUUCUCCCUUAGAAUGGGAUGAACUUUUGCCAUAUAUUCGUUUGACCAUGAACAGUGCAGUACACCGCUCAGUGGGUGAUCAGCCUCUUUAUUUGCUGACUGGACAUAUUGUCACCUAUCCUGUUGGCAAUAGCAAUUACGAGGAGACUGAUCAUGAAGCAGCACAAUCUUUUGCUGCUAGGUUAAGGAGAGCUAGAGAGAUUGCCGUUGAGACGUCAGUGCAGGCCAGGGAAGGUUGGGCCUGGGAUUAUAAUCGGCGAACCAGAAAGUCCACCUUUGCUGCUGAGGUCGGUGAUCUAGUCCUCUUUAAAGACCUUCCUCGAAUGGUAGGAGUAGAACGGCGUGGAGCCCUUGGACCUCGUUGGUUUGGUCUGGCUCGUAUUCUUAAGAAAACCGGUCCUGUAACACGGUUGAUCAGAGUACUGUCUUCUCCUUACAAGGAGAAGAUUUACCACCUCAAUCAGCAGAGGCCUUACAGGACGAAUGAUGAACUCCACCUAUCAGAUGAUGCCGAGAUAGAUGAGGAUGGGGACGUGGACGAUCCUCCUCCUUUAGAUGGACUACCGGAUGAUGAUCCUGCAGUUGCUCUCUUGGCCUCCUUUUGCCGACCUCCUGACGAUGGUUAG